Strongylus vulgaris is the source of this 294-nucleotide messenger RNA. NCBI's taxonomy places the organism in Eukaryota, Metazoa, Nematoda, Chromadorea, Rhabditida, Strongylidae. The record is from the annotation of a GenBank genome assembly.
AUGGACGGACGUCCUCAGCGUUCGGUUGAACAGAUCGAGGUGAUCGAACAUCAUGUGGUUGAAGAGGGUCGACGCCCUAUUGGAGCUAUUGGAACUACUGCAGCGUUGCCUCCAUACAGUACGGUACGGCGAUCGACAGAGAGCUAUGAGACAAGAGAUGUUCCCUUAGAUCGAAGGUACGAUUAUACUGGAGAACGAGAUGUGAGCCGUGAAGCAUCUUUUUUGCACACGUCUGCCAGUGAGUGUAUAUACCGAGAUUCUUUAUCCCACAAACCUCUAAAAUUUGACUAUUAA